AGCAGAACCUCGCAGAUGCGCCAACUUGUUCGCGCUGAACUAUGCGAUGAUCUGGAUCCGCGUACAGAACACCCCGAUAGCCAAGCCCAAGGUAGCAAGCUGGAUCUGAAUUGACGAGGCUCCAAGCAGAAGUAAAUCGCGAGUAUGGCUGCCCGAAUUGUGUACGAAGGUGCUGCUGGCGGGGGAGGGGAUCUCUUUCAGGGGAAGACGUUCUGGCUGUCUCAUCGGAUACCAAUGCGUACUACCUGGAAAAACCAAAUUGAGUCGAAUGGUGGAACUGUCGUGAAGCUGGAGGUAAACGCCGACAUGAUACUUGCCGACCAUGCACGGAAGGAUUGCGCACCUGGCUCGAUUUCAUGGAAAUGGGUAGAACAGUCGAUACGGAAUGGUAGACUGGAGAACAUCGAAAACUACAGAGCAGGGCCAAUUCAUGCACAAGUCAGGGAGGUUGGGUCUACGCAACCAACCAAGAAAACCAGAACUAAGUUCACGCCAGAAGAUGACAGAAUUUUGAUGGAAUGGGUAAUUCGAGCUGAAAGGAGAGGCUCUUCUCUUCUGGGAAACACUAUAUACAAGCAACUGGCAAUAAAAUACCCUCAUCACACCUGGCAAUCAUGGCUUGAUCGGUGGAAAAAAUAUAUCUCUGCAACCAAGCGUCCUACACUGCCUGAAGAUGACGAGGACGACGAGGAGGAGGAUGACGUUGAGCCUGCACCAGUUGCUCCGAAAUCCAGCCGGCCUCGUAAUCUCUCAGUUGUCUCGCGACCUUCACGACGUCCUGCUCAGGUUUCAGCGUCGCCGCCUCCAAAAUCCAGGUCAAAGCCACAUUCAGUACCAAUCAAUCAAACUCCUAUUGCCAGUCCUGCCGUCAGCACGAGGUCUCAACGUUCGUCAACCUCAAUUCAAGCAAUACCAUUUGUGCCAAUGUCCAUUGGCGGAAAUGUCUUCACCGAUGAAGAGAGUGAGCUUCUCUUUGAAGCCUAUGAUUCGAUUAUGGAUCUGAAUGAGGAUCAAGUCAUUAACGCUUGGAUGGCAUGGUCCAAUGUGCAUAAGAACCAUACCCCACAAGAAUGGCACAAUCAUUUUAAGGAGUACGUUGCUCCUACACACCAGGCUCGUAUCAGAUCGAAAGAGGCCGCAGCAGCAAAUCGCUCGAAAGAGAUGCCGCCUCCAAACUCUACUCUAGCACGGAAUGAUGCUUCAAAUUCCACUCGAGUGCAUGAAGUAAAAGAUUCACAGGGCUCCUCUGGACAAACUGUUCAGAGUCCUGCAAAAGAGAUCGGAAAGAACCCGUCUUUCACAAACAGUCCAAGGCAAUUCGCGAUAAACCUCUUGCAACUUGCAGACCAGCUUGAUUUAGAAGUAGAUCCCAACCCAGUCAUCUGUGGGAAAACGAUUAAACUGUUUGACUUGUGGCAGGUUGUUACAUCUGAUGAGUUUGGGGGAUUCGACGAAGUCAAUGGGCGGAGAAGAUGGGUCAAGGUCGCCCAAAAAUUGGGCUUUGAAGGUUCAAAACAGAGAGAAGCUGCAGGAGAUCUACAAAGCUGCUAUGGAGAAAUCCUGUGUGAUCUGGAACAAGGAGAAAGAGAAUUGCAAGAGGGCGAAGACAUGACUUCAGAGCUGGAAGCCGAAAUGAUCGCGAAUCAGCUUCGUCAAACAGCGGAACAACCAGAAAAUGUGGACAUUGAGGAGGGAAACUCCGAAAACAGUCAAGAAAGUCAGGUAUUCCUAGAAGAGGAAGAGGAACAUGACGACCUCCUGAAGGAACAAGAAGAGAGUGACGACGACCUGGAUAGCCCCCAGAUCUCGCCUCAGCGCCCACAACUUCCAUCUCCAUCUGCCGGGAAAAGAAGAUCCGGCAGUGAUCACAGAAGUUCUGAUAUGCCAUACUCCAAGCGUCAACGAAUCGACAAAGGCAAAGAUGAGUCGGCCGCCUCAACAGCCGUCCCCACUGAAUUUUGGGCAGGCUGAAACCUCCUCGCCAUCAGCCAGCUCAUCAAUUGAGGAAGUCAGGCCGAUCAAAUUCGAAAGAAAGAGACCAGCUUCUGCUCGACACCUCGAGCCUGAAACACAAGACUUCUAUCACCCAGCUCCAACCUACCCAUCAGUGCCUCAGGACGAUGAUCCCGACGACGACGUCGAUGACGACGAUGAUGUGGUGAUCCCAGGCUCUCACCCUGGACCUCUUGAAGAGGAAAGUGACAAUGAUGAUGACAACGAUAAAGACGAAUACGACGCAUUCGUCAACCGGGUACCACCUCGAACUCAACAGCAGACCUCUCAGCGUGAUUUCAGCAACGCCACAACCCGAGGUACCCUCCACUCAAGCAACAACUUGAACAGCGCCACCACUCGAGGCACCAUCAACUCCUCGAGCACCAACUACGAGUCCUCCACACAAUCACAAACCGAUUCUCAAAAAGAAGCACUGCUCGAGGCUUUCAUCACCAAACACGUCUCCGACGGCUAUGCACAAGAUGUUGUCAUCGAAGCGCUCGAAUCGACUAGCAUGAGUAUCAAGGAGACUUUGGCGGUUAUGGAGAGCUUGGCUAAUGGUGAAGGUAUUCCAGAAGACAUGCCUGGUGUGUGGACGUCGUGGGAUGAUGAGGCGCUUGCGGCGGGUAGGGGAACGGAGGAUUACGAUAGGGUGGUGCGAAAGCAUG
Molecule: messenger RNA, 2663 nt
Organism: Cadophora gregata
Lineage: Eukaryota; Fungi; Ascomycota; Leotiomycetes; Helotiales; Ploettnerulaceae
Exons: 5
Coding region: 145-1971 (608 amino acids)
Biological process (GO): telomere maintenance via telomere lengthening; regulation of DNA-templated transcription
Cellular component (GO): shelterin complex
Molecular function (GO): telomeric repeat DNA binding
Source: RefSeq, a predicted model, not a curated record